This is a messenger RNA of Equus caballus (horse), 6112 nucleotides long. The record is from RefSeq and is a predicted model, not a curated record. NCBI's taxonomy places the organism in Eukaryota, Metazoa, Chordata, Mammalia, Perissodactyla, Equidae.
AUACCUGUACACAUCCAUUAGAAUGACUAAAAUUAAGAAACAAAUCCAAACUGACAUUGCCACGUGCUGGGGAGAAUGUGAAGCCGCUGGAGACUCUUAUGUUGUUGGCGGGCGUGCAAGACAGUGCAGCCGUUUUGAAAACAGUUUGGCAAUUUCUUACAAGGUUAACCUCAUCCUUACCAUAUGGCGCAGCAGCCCAUUCCUGGUAUUACCCAAGUGGAAUGAAACUUAUGUUCAAACGAAAACCUGUGGCAGUCAUUUAUUAUAGCCUCAUUUAAGGUCACCCCAAACUGGAAACAACAGAAAUGUCUUUCAACAGGUAAAUGCACGGCUAAACAAACUGGUCCAUCCAUACGUGGAACACCACUGGGCGAUGAAAAGCAACAAGCCACUGAUGCGCAUGACAAUGUGGAAGAGUCUCAAAAGAUUACACUAAAUGAAACAAACUAGACUGGAAAGCCUCCAUGUGUCUGAUUGCACUUAUCUGAUAUCUAGAGCAGGCAACAUUUUAUAUGACGAUGGGCCUUACUCCAAAGGAGGCAAGGACACAGGGGGCGCUGACGUGGCCGUGGCAUGCCGCAGACAGAGCAUUCCAGAGGAGUUCCGAGGGGUCACCGUGGUGGAGCUGAUCAAGAAAGAAGGCAGCACGCUGGGCCUGACCAUCUCAGGGGGCACCGACAAGGAUGGGAAGCCCAGGGUCUCCAACCUGAGACCUGGGGGGCUCGCAGCCAGGAGUGACCUGCUGAACGUGGGUGACUACAUUCGGUCAGUGAAUGGAAUCCAUCUGACCAGGCUCCGCCAUGAUGAGAUCAUCACCCUGCUCAAGAAUGUGGGCGAGCGCGUGGUGCUGGAGGUGGAGUAUGAGCUGCCCCCGCCCGCCCCUGAGAACAACCCAGGCAUCGUUUCAAAGACAGUGGACGUCUCCCUCUACAAGGAGGGCAACAGCUUUGGCUUUGUCCUCAGAGGUGGUGCCCACGAAGACGGGCACAAGUCCCGCCCGCUCGUCCUGACCUAUGUGCGGCCCGGCGGCCCUGCCGACAGGGAGGGCUCCUUGAAGGUGGGUGACAGGCUGCUCGGCGUCGAUGGGAUCCCGCUGCACGGGGCCAGCCAUGCCGCCGCCUUGGCCACCCUGCGGCAGUGCAGCCACGAGGCGCUCUUCCAGGUGGAGUAUGACGUGGCCAUCCCAGAUACGGUGGCCAGCGCUUCUGGGCCCUUGAUGGUGGAAAUAACCAAGACGCCGGGAUCCGCCCUGGGCAUCUCACUCACCACCGGCUCCCACCGGAACAAGCCGGUUAUCACCAUCGACCGCAUCAAGCCGGCCAGCGUGGUGGACAGGAGUGGGGCCCUGCAUGCUGGAGACCACAUCCUGUCCAUCGACGGCACCAGCACGGAACACUGCUCGCUGCUUGAGGCCACCAAGCUCCUGGCCAGCGUGUCAGAGAAGGUGCAGCUGGAGAUCCUGCCUGUUCCCCGCAGUCGGAGGCCCCUGAAGCCCUCGGAGGCAGUGAAGGUGCAGAGGAGCGAGCAGCCGCGCCGCUGGGAGCCCUGCGCGCCCUCCUGCCGCAGCCCCCGGCCCGGUCCCCGGGGACCGCCUGCCUGGGCCGCCGCUGGUGCCCCGGACCCGAGCCGACCCUUGUCCUCGACUCCCUUUUCCUCGCCGACCAUGAACCACGCCUUUUCCUGCACCAACCCCAGCACCCUUCCCCGUGGAUCCCAGCCCAUGAGCCCCCGGACUACAGUGGGGCGGAGGAGGCAGCGAAGAAGGGAGCACAAGAGCUCAUUGUCGCUGGCUUCCAGCACAGUGGGACCCGGUGGGCAGAUCGUGCACGCGGAGACCACGGAGGUCGUGCUCUGUGGAGACCCUCUCAGCGGCUUUGGCCUCCAGCUCCAGGGCGGCAUCUUCGCCACCGAGACCCUGUCCUCCCCGCCCCUCGUGCGCUUCAUUGAGCCGGACAGCCCAGCUGAGAGGUGUGGGCUGCUGCAGGUGGGGGACCGUGUCCUGUCCAUCAACGGCAUUGCCACCGAAGAUGGGACGAUGGAGGAAGCCAACCAGUUGCUUCGAGACGCCGCGCUGGCCCACAAGGUCGUGCUGGAGGUCGAGUUCGACGUAGCAGAGUCCGUCAUCCCGAGCAGCGGCACGUUCCACGUGAAGCUGCCCAAAAGGCGCGGCGUGGAGCUGGGCAUCACCAUCAGCUCGGCCAGCAGGAAGCGAGGGGAGCCCCUGAUCAUCUCUGACAUCAAGAAGGGCAGCGUGGCACACAGGACGGGCACUCUGGAGCCAGGUGACAAGCUGUUGGCCAUCGACAACAUCCGCCUGGACAACUGCCCCAUGGAGGACGCCGUGCAAAUCCUGCAGCAGUGCGAGGACCUGGUGAAGCUGAAGAUCCGCAAAGACGAGGACAACUCUGAUGAGCAGGAGACGACAGGUGCCAUCAGCUACACGGUGGAGCUGAAGCGCUACGGGGGCCCCCUGGGCAUCACCAUCUCCGGCACCGAGGAGCCUUUCGACCCCAUUGUCAUCUCAGGCCUCACCAAGCGCGGGCUGGCUGAGAGGACUGGCGCUAUCCACGUUGGAGACCGUAUUCUGGCCAUCAACAGUGUUAGCCUCAAGGGCCGGCCGCUGAGUGAAGCCAUCCACCUCCUGCAGGUGGCUGGUGAGACCGUCACGCUGAAGAUCAAGAAGCAGCUAGACCGCCCCCUCCCACCCCGCAAGUCGGGCAGCCUCAGCGAGGCCAGCGACGUGGAUGAUGACCUGCCAGAGGCGCUCAAAGGAGGCAUGCGGGCAGCCCGGGGCUCCCCGGCCGUGCCCAGUGUGGACAGCGCCGUGGAGUCCUGGGACAGUGUGGCCACGGAGGGCGGCUUUGGGGGCCCAGGUUCCUACACUCCCCAAGCAGCACCCCGGGGCGUGACCCCCCAGGAGUGGCGGCCCAGCCGGCUGAGAAGCAGCCCCCCCCCAACUGAGCCCCGGAGGACGAGCUACACCCCGGCCCCUGCUGAUGAGAGCUUCCCUGAAGAGGAGGAUGAGGAGGAGGACUGGGAGCCACCCUCCAGCCCAGCCCCCGGCCCCGCCCUUGAGGAGGGCUUCUGGCAUGUGUUUGGGGAAGCCCUCGAAGACCUGGAGUCGUGUGGUCAGUCAGAGCUGCUGAGGGAGCUGGAGGCGUCCAUCAUGACGGGCACCGUGCAGAGCACGGCCCUCGGGGGCAGGCCUGGCCGCCGGCCCUGGCGGAGGGGCCGGGAGGCGCGAGCUCCCCCCGAAGACAUGCAGGAGCUGCUGCUGCCGACACCCUUGGAGAUGCACAAGGUGACCCUGCACAAGGACCCCAUGCGGAAUGACUUUGGUUUUAGCGUCUCAGAUGGCCUCCUGGAGAAGGGUGUCUAUGUCCACACUGUGCGCCCUGAUGGACCAGCCCAACGUGGGGGCCUCCAACCCUUCGACAGGGUCCUCCAGGUCAACCACGUUCGCACGCGGGACUUCGACUGUCGCCUGGCGGUGCCGCUCCUGGCCGAGGCGGGGGAGGUCCUGGAGCUGGUCAUCAGCCGCAGCCCGCUGGCACAGAGCAGCCGGGCCCCACAAGCGCCAGGUCCCAGCAGCCCCCGGAUGCUCUGAAGUCAGCGCGUGGUCCAGACGCCCAAAAGGCCACCCAGGCAGAUCUGGCUCCCAGACCUGUAGCUGGGCUGGAGAAGUGCCACCCACUUGUCCGUCUGUGGGUCUGGCAGGCUCUGAGCUGCGGACGGGACUUCGUCUCUGUUCUCUGGUUCUGUGGUGACUGGGGCGGGGGCCAGGAAGUCAGGUCCUGCCCCAGUUGGAGUAACAUCUAGGUCUCUCUCCAUGUUAGGUCUCCGAGAUGCCCAGAGGUGCCCGGCCUGACAGAGGUCAGGAUGGGCUGCUCAACCAGGAGAAGAGGGGCCUGGGUAGGGACCCAGGUCCCUACAGGGUAUCCGAAGAAGGGGGUCUGGGGUGGAGAAAGCCAAGCUCAGUGGGUGUGCUUUCUCCCAGCACAGCUAUCGAUCCAGAAUGAGCUGCCAGGGAGGGGUGAGCUCCCUGUCAAGGGAUGUAAGCAAGUGGGAGGUGUGUACUCCAGUGCAGUCAUGGACUGAGGUGGAAGGCAUCCCGGUGAUGCUUCCAUACUGGUGCAGCUGGCUAGUUUCCUGAUGGGAGCGUUUAGGGUGAGGCUGGGGGUCACUUCAUCCAGAGAGCCGAAUGCCAGGAGGGACGCUGCUCAGGGUAGGAGCCCACCUCCUUCCCUUCGCCAGAGUUCUCGUGUCUGGGCCUUGCUGGUUCUGAGAUUCUCGGAUCCCGAGCGUCCCCAGUUAGGAGAUGGUGAGCGUGGGCGUCUCCCCAUCCCUCCCGCAUAGCGCUGGCCUUUGGUUAUGACAGUCAGCCAUUCUUUCUUUCGCGUCUCUGGUCUGGGACUGCAGGUCUGGCCCAGCAGGGAGCUGUGUCAGGCUCCGGGCUCAGCCCUCCUGCUGUUUUUGUAGGACGCGUGGCCGCUGGCCCAUCUGCACAGGCCCCUCUCGGCCCAGGCCCCUCAGUGGGGAGGGAGUCAUUUGGGACAAAAGACCCGAGAGGUUUCAUUCACCUGCCAUUUCAGUGAAGAUGGGAAACCAUGGAAAUAGGAUCUGCAAGCUGACACAGCUCUUGCCUGGCGUCUAGAUCAGUGGAGGAGGAGAGAGAGGGACAGAGAAGCCCAGAGAAGGGGGAGGGGGAGAGAGAGAGAGAGAGAGAGGGAGAGAGGGAGACAGCCUAGAGAGAUGGGCCGUUCUCUCUCACGCCCAAUGGUGACAGUGUCCAAAGUGGUGAUUCGAAGAAGUUUAUUCCCACUUGAAAUCUGGAAGCACCAGCGUUCCUUAAAAUUGUUGUCUUCAUUUCCUGCGGACCAGAAACCCUUCUAAUUUUGAGACGGGCACAGGGCCUCCCCGUGGUGGUCUGGGCUGUGGCCCCUGCGAUGGACGUGGGCAGGUGGGAUUCACCCAGGGCUGGGGGCUUACAUUGGCCCGCCCGGCUCUUAAUGGGGUCUCAGGAAACAGGGCGCCCACUCCCAUUUGCAUCCUUCUCCACCCUUGCGGCCCCUGGGGGCCCAGAAAACACUCUUCCAUUCGAGGGACUGGACAGGGAGUCAGCGGCCUGUUCUUUUUGCCCUGGGUCACUGCUCCGUCGCUGGGUGACCCUCCGAGUCUGACCCCCUCCGGACAAUCAAGGGCUGGACAGUCUCUGAGCAGCUACUGGCCUCCCCAUUGCGGCCAGAACCAUCUCCUGCUGAGGCCCGCACGGCAGCCUGCCCACACGCUCCCUGAGGGCCUGCCGUCCCCCGGCUGCCCCCGUCCACUUCCCCAUGCCCCGCCCCUCUGUCCCCGCCCUGGAGAGCCCUUGUGCGUGCCAUGGCUGGACUGCCCAGCGCCUCUGCUGUCUUGAGUCCUGUGUAAACCUCCGCCCAGGGUGAAAGGGCACUGCCCCCCAUCACAGGGGCACCAAGCAAAAGCCAAGAGCCCUUGGCUCGCGGGGUUAGGGGGCAGGUGGCACAGCAGAGACACAGCCACUGGUGGCCUCAGCUGUGUGACUUUAGGCAAGUGGACCAAACUCUCUGGGCCCCUGUCACGUGACAGAACUGGACAGGACCCAUUCCCAGGGCCUCUUGGUUUCGGGGGGCUGCGUUCGACUGCAGGUGGGGCAGAUGCACCCUGACCCUGACCCCCUCCCUCCUUGGGCUGAGGCCUCGCCAUUUCCCCGGACGUAUGCAACCAGGCCUGGCGCUGGCCCCGGCCGCCGGCCUUCUCAUAUGCAAUAUUCCUCUGGCUUCGCAUGGGGUCAUUCUUCCCAGACCUGACCCCGUCCCCGGUGAGCGUCCUGCCUGCCUAUGCAUUUUGGGUACAGCCCUGCGCCACACCCCUUCCAGCCCCUGAAAGCUGUAUUUUUCUCUGGCUGAGAUUAGAGCAUAUUCCUUGUAAAGUAUUUUUCUACGUGGGGUUUUCUCAGGGCUCUGGGGGAGCACAGCACGCAGGGCUGCCUGCGGGCCCACGUGUGAACCUGCGCCGCCGCCGGGACCGCGGCGAUUGGGGGCGGGGGCGGCUGUCGGGAUGAGGUGGGUUUUUUAAAUAAAAUUACUUAAGUGCA